AUGGAGGCCGACUCCUCGCAAACUACAAAUCAGAUGCAAACGGAUUCUUUGUCUCCAUCUCCUAACACUGUGUCGCCAGUGCCUUUAAAUAACCCCACAAGUGCCCCAAGGUUUGGAACUGUGAUUCCUAAUCGCAUCUUCGUUGGAGGAAUUGAUUUUAAGACUAAUGAGAAUGACCUAAGGAAGUUUUUUUCCCAAUAUGGCUGUGUUAAAGAAGUAAAGAUAGUAAAUGACAGAGCAGGAGUAUCAAAGGGGUAUGGUUUCAUCACAUUUGAAACUCAGGAAGAUGCACAAAAGAUUCUACAAGAGGCUGAAAAGCUCAAUUAUAAAGAUAAGAAACUGAACAUUGGUCCAGCAAUACGAAAACAACAAAUAGGGAUUCCUCGAUCCAGUAUAAUGCCUGCAGCUGGCACGAUGUACUUGACUACCUCCACUGGAUAUCCUUACACAUACCACAAUGGAGUGGCUUAUUUCCAUACUCCCGAAGUUGCCUCCGUUCCACAGCCGUGGCCUUCACGUUCUAUUUCCAAUUCCCCUGUAAUGGUGGCCCAACCUGUUUAUCAACAGCCUGCAUAUCAUUAUCAGGCUCCAGCGCAGUGCCUUCCAGGACAAUGGCAAUGGAGUAUUCCACAGUCUUCUGCCUCUCCCACCUCAUUCUUUUAUCUGCACCCUUCUGAAAUUACUUUCCAGCCACUGGAGAUUACACAGGAUGGUGGAUGCGUUCCUCCUCCCCUUUCCCUAAUAGAAGCUGCAGUUCCAGAGCCAUAUUCCGAUCAUGGUGUUCAAGCAGCCUAUCAUCAAGUUUAUGCUCAAAGUGCUAUUGCCGUGCCAGCCCCUGUGAUGCAGCCGGAGUCUAUUAAAGAAGCCAGGAUACAUUCUGUGAGAAGAAAUUUUUCUCAUUCUUCAUCUAUGAGUUUGAAGCCUCGAUAUGCACGAAGUCCCCAUUUUCAUCCUCGAAAAGAUUACAGAUCAGACGACCCAAUGCUCACUGCUCCUUCCUCUACAGACUCUGUUAAAUAGAGCCUUAGUUAUCUACCAAAUUACUAGUAUCUUAGCACAUGAAGGUAUGUAAUUUUGUAGCUCUUAACGUUUACUGAGCACAGCGCAGUCAA
Messenger RNA from Euleptes europaea (tarantolino), 1112 nucleotides. It is a transcript of the gene BOLL, whose product is annotated as boule homolog, RNA binding protein. Lineage: Eukaryota; Metazoa; Chordata; Lepidosauria; Squamata; Sphaerodactylidae. The record is from RefSeq and is a predicted model, not a curated record. Gene Ontology annotation, molecular function: RNA binding; protein binding. The coding region runs from base 1 to 1020 and encodes 339 amino acids. The transcript has 11 exons.